Messenger RNA from Eupeodes corollae, 3814 nucleotides. Its product is annotated as probable G-protein coupled receptor B0563.6. Gene Ontology annotation, molecular function: G protein-coupled receptor activity. The transcript has 10 exons. Lineage: Eukaryota; Metazoa; Arthropoda; Insecta; Diptera; Syrphidae. The record is from RefSeq and is a predicted model, not a curated record. The coding region runs from base 1571 to 2815 and encodes 414 amino acids. Gene Ontology annotation, cellular component: membrane. Gene Ontology annotation, biological process: G protein-coupled receptor signaling pathway.
GUGAGUGCUCUCCCUUAGAUUCAUUUCAUCCUUGCAACAUUUUUACCACUAUCUAACUUAGAGUGACAAGUGUUUUUCUUCUACACCUCUACACAGAAGGUACACACAUCCAAAUCAGAUAUAAAUAAGGAAGACCCUUCAUUUAAGUCAAGGUUUCCUCUCGUUUCUGAAGAUUAAUUCCUAAGUGCGAAACAACAACAACCCCUUCGGGAAUUUAUUCAACGCUGUGUGUAAAGUGUUUUGUGAUUAAAAUAAGCAAAUGGAUAUAAUCUUAAUUGUAAUUCAGUGAGUGCGUAUAGAGUGAGAGGAGUUUGAGCCAAGCGAGCGGGUGUCCUUGGCGAAAGGAUGAGGCGAUUGGGAAUUAAUUUUGUUACAAGUUGUUCUUGUUCUUAAAGUGACUUUACGCGUGUGUGUAACAACUUUUAACUCAGUGGGGGUGUGUAGUAGGGUGGCGAAUUGUAUGUGUGCUUAAUUUUUGAUUGCAAAACUUUUUUCUAUACCGUCAGGAUAUAGUUGCGUAUCACAAACAAUUGUUGGAUUAAAACAAAUAAAGGAUAUCCUGUGAAAUUGGGUCAAAGAUGGAUUAAAAACACACGAGCAUUUCCGGGGAAGUCGCAUCCUUCAAUCAUCCCGACGACGACGAACGACAAGACGCGACUUUUUGUACGUCUCGUAGAAUCCUUUGUAUUCUGGUGCGGCGGUGUGUGACCCGAAAAACCACAGCACAGAAAGUCACAACACUCUCCCAACCCAUUGUAAACAUCAAUUAAAAUGACAGACAACCCCUCAGCUCAAGUUCUUCCGCCAUCAGUACCUCAGUUAUCAACUCAAUGGAAUACCAAAGAGAUUCCAAUUAAUGAAGUCACAUCCUUCAACUAUGACGAUGAAUAUCAAGUAUUCAUUCUCAAACAACAACAACAAUACAACAACUACAACAAUAAUUAUAAUAACAGCAGCAAUAGCAACAUUGAAAUUGAUGCCAUCAACCGAAUCCUGGAAAUUAAGGACAAAAACCUUAUUAUUAUGACAGCAAAUAUCAAAGAAAACAAAAGCCGUCGUCGUAUAACUGCCACAACAUCGUCAUCAGAAGCACAUCUCUAUGAAAGCUUUGAAAAUUAAAUAAUUGUUAUUUACACCUCGCGCCCUAUAAAGUAUACAAAUACGAAGAACAAAAAAAAAUCAACCCCAAAGUACUCACUCAACUAUUAAGCAUUUGUCUUAAUUUUGCAUCAAAAGUCUACCCUCCUUCCCCAUCAUCAACAAAACCAUUACAAUAUCCAACCCCCUCAGAAACCGCAACAACAACAGCGAAAGGAGGAGGAGUAGUAGGUGGAGGAAGGAUACAAAAUCAUCCCCCUUGAAGAACAUUGUACAUAACGGGAUUAUCAUAACGAAUUCUCUAAUUAGCAACCCCUAAAUCCUGGCAAUAAAUCACGUUAAAUCUAGGAAAUUCAUUUUUAUUGUUUUUCUUUUCUUCCCAUUUGUACAUAUACGCUAUUUUGAUUUUCAAGUUCCAACAAAAACAAAAAACAACCCCCCUUCUCCCCCAACCCCUAGAAAAAGGAAAACUAUGAUAACACGACUCUACACAACCGAAGAAGACCCCAAUUUGUGUUCGAUUAUUUGGGGUGCAAACUUGUCGCGUGACGAUGAGAUUGAUGUCAGUAGCAUUAGUGAGGAUGCGUCCGCAGCAAAUGGGAUGCAAAUCCAAGAGGAUCCUAGAACAGACGCCUUGCGAGAAUUAUCAUAUGGAAUCGUUUUGCCCAUUAUCUGUGCGCUGGGGAUUAUUGGUAAUGUCCUCAAUCUUAUCGUCCUAACAAGAAGAAAUAUGCGGGGAACAGCAUACAUUUAUAUGCGAGGAUACUCCGCAGCAGCGCUUCUAGCCAUUGUCUUCGCUAUUCCCUUCAGCAUUCGAAUUCUAAUCCACAAGGACCUCGGACAGUGGGAGGAAUUUGGACCGGCUUUUUACACAGCUCAUCUGGAAUUGUUUCUUGGCAAUGGAUGUCUAGGAGUCGGUGUUAUGAUGCUUUUGAUUCUCACCAUCGAAAGAUACGUAUCCGUUUGCCAUCCAGGAUACAUUCGUCCAGUUAUGGGUCCCCCAAGGAUGACAGUAAUUCUGAUACCUGUGGUAACGUUUUUUAUUUACCUGCCGAGUGUCUUCCGUGGUGAGCUGAUAAAGUGUGUCCUGCAAGCAGAUGGAACUUUCGUGUAUUUUCGAAGAGAAAACAGUGAAUUCCUAAGCACGUUAUUUUAUUCGGUUUACAAAGUAAUGUUGGAGGUUCUUUUUAAACUUGUACCUACUGUUCUUAUAGCCGGUUUCAAUCUAAGAAUAAUGAUUGUUUAUCGGCAGACAUGUGAAAGGCGCCGAAAGAUGAUUUUAUCACGGACAACAUGUUUUAAGGACGAUGAUCCGCGUAAAUUUGCCGAAGAAAGAAGAUUAUUUUUACUUUUGGGGAGCACGUCAGUGUUAUUUCUCGUGUGUGUAUCCCCAAUGGCUAUACUUCAUAUGACGAUAGCACAGGAGUAUCUAUCAAGUUUUUCAUUUCAAGUAUUUAGAGCAUUGGCAAAUCUUAUGGAAUUAACAAACUAUUCGAUUACGUUUUAUAUAUACUGCCUCUUCAGUGAAGACUUCCGCAACACUCUUAUGAGAACAAUAAAAUGGCCUUGGAUUCCAGCUUCAUUAUGUAAUCAAGCAGAUGAAGUAUCAACUAAAGCCACUCCACUUAUAAAAUUGGAUAAACUAGCAUUUAAAAAUCAUCAUAUUACAACAACAUCGGCCCUUUGUACAGCAGCUGGCCGUUCAAGUAGUAUAUGAUCCAAUAGUUUACCUCUGCCAAUAGCAGUCUAGGGAGUAUUAUAUAUAAAAUUAAGGAAAUUAUAAAAUAAAAAUAUAUUCAUUUAUAAAAAUAUGUAAGAGAAUUAAUUAAACAAAAUAAAGCUCAUGAUGGAAAAAAUUUAAAAAACGAAAAACAAAACAUGCAUGUUAAUUAUAUUGCUCAUUUAUAAAAUGUUACAAAUUUUUUAACAUUCAAAUUUAUAAAAAAAGGAUAAUGAAAAGGGAUUUUCGUUUUUAAAACAACUUUUAGAAAAAGUCCAAUUAUUAUUGUAUUAUUAUGUAUGUAAAAUAUAAGAUGUAUACAAACUAUAAGUUUUUCUGUAACAAAAUAUAUACAUAAAUCAAAAUAUAUAUAAAAUUAAGAUUUAUUUAUUAUUUUUCUUAAUAAAGGUUCCCUGCAACGAUCGUUAUAAAUUGUGUACAAAUGAGAAAAAAAGAGUAUUGAAUGCGAAUUAUAAUUUUUGUUUAUUUCAUUAUUUUUAACAUUUUUGGAUACCAAUUUACUUAUUUCAUUCUUCAUUAAAAAAAUGUUAAACAAAAAGUUCAUAAGGCCUUAAUGUAAUAAAUUACCAACUCUAGCAUAAUACUUUAUCCUCCGAAAAAAAAAUUCGAAAGAAAAUUUAAAAAUAGUGAAAUAGAAAAAUUUAUAGAAAAAAUCUACCUUAAAAAUCAACUCUAAGCAAAAAUUGUAAAUCUUCUCAAUAUUUAAGAAUUAUUUUUAAUGGGCAGUUGUUGUGUUUUUAACUUUGAAGCCGAAAAACAAGAUCAAUAGUUUAGAAUUUUAAAAAUAACUUAAAUAUCUUAUUUGAAUUCGUGAAACCGUUUCAAAGUUUUUCCUUAGAAUCUCUUUAUACUCAUUUGUCACCAAAUAUCCAAAAAUGUAUCUAUUUCAAAUAAGAAUUACAUCAUUACUACGAGAAUGCCCAAAUGGGUUGAAAUCGUAACUCGAUUUAUUGUAUUUUCAAAACAUUUCGAAAU